AUGGAGAGGCGAAAAUGUCUCCUUGUAGCCGCCAUUGAUUUUGGGACCACGUUCAGUGGCUAUGCCUUUUCGUUCACCUCUAGCAAGGAUAAUAUCAUCAUGAAUAAAAACUGGGGUAGUGAAUCGGGGUUUCUAGCCCACAAAACUGAAACCUCGGUGCUCCUCAAUCCUAAAGGAGAGUUUAAGGCGUUUGGGUCCGAAGCUUCCAGUAUGUAUGCUGAUCUUGAGCAGAGUGACGCUACGAGGCACUUCUACUUCCAUCGUUUUAAGAUGGAACUAUAUACAGAGAAGAAGUUGACAAAGGACACAACAAUCAAAGAUGCAAAUGGAAAACGGCUACCAGCCAUCGACAUUUUCGCCCACGCCAUGAGGUACUUGAAGGACCACAUGCUGAGGGCCAUCAAGCUGACAGUUUCGUCAGAGAACGAGUUAGAGGAUGACGACAUCUGCUGGGUCCUGACUGUUCCCGCCAUCUGGGACGACAGUGCGAAACAGUUUAUGAGGCAGGCCGCGUACAAGGCUGGAAUAGCCAGUGAAGAUAAUGAUGGGCAACUACUGAUCGCACUGGAGCCAGAGGCAGCGGGGAUAUUCUGUUGUCACGACGCAACGGACAACCAGCUCGUAGAAGUGGAAAAGGGAGACCGGUACAUGAUCGUAGACUGUGGUGGUGGAACUGUGGACAUUGCUGUACACGAAGUCAGCGAAAACAACAAAGCCAAGGAGGUGUCUACUGCAUCGGGAGGAAACUGGGGCGGCACGAAGGUGGACGAGCAGUUUCUCAAACUACUGGACGCUAUCUUUGGUGCAGACCUAAUGGCCCGGUACAAAGUAGCGCACCCAAAUGAGCAUCUCAAUCUCCUUAACGAAUUCGAAACCAAAAAGAGGUCCACUAGUCCCCAUACAUCUGAUGAUGCUGGGGUAGUGGCUGUCCACUUAGGGUACAACUUUUUCCAGUUUUACCCCAAACAUACGGGGGGUCGCACCGUGCAGCAGGCUAUAAAGCAAUAUGGUUCACCACAGGUCGCCUUCUCAAAUGGGUUGAUUCGAAUGAGCCACUCACUGAUGAAAUCGUUUUUCAAACCAGCUAUUGAUUCAAUAUUGAGUCAUCUCGAUACGUUGGUGAAAAAGAAAGGCAUUAUGCCUCUCAAGUACAUAUUCAUGGCUGGUGGCUUCUCCGAAUCACCCAUACUGCAGCAUGCAGUCAAAGAGAAAUUCGAGAGUGUAUGCAGUGUGCUUGUUCCCGACGGAUGUGGUCUGUCCAUAAUCAAAGGUGCAGUAAUGUUUGGCCACAACCCUACUUCAAUAGCAGCCAGGAGAUCAAAGUAUACCUACGGAACGUCUGUCUGUAGGCCAUUUGUCAGAGGCUACCACCCACUUAGGCUAGCGGAACGAAUUGACGGAGAAUUGAAGUGUACUCGUGUGUUUUCAAAGUUCGUUGAGGCAGGUCAGUUAGUGGAAGUGGGAGAAGUGUCAGAGCAUAUCUUUUCUCCAGCCAGACGGCUCCAACGAACCAUGGGCAUUGAAAUCUUCGUAACUAAUGAAAAAGAGGUGGAGUAUUGUGAUGAAGAGGGUGUCACCAAAUGCGGGUAUGUCGUCGUAGGUUUACCGCCCCCUCUAUCUGGCAUUACCCGUGAUGUCAAGGCUACAAUCACCUUCUCUGAAACUGAAAUAAAGGUUGAUGCCUUUGCCUUGGGAAGCGGUGAGAGGGCGUCUACGAAAGUGGACUUUCUGCAGGAUUAA
Branchiostoma belcheri (Belcher's lancelet) is the source of this 1740-nucleotide messenger RNA. RefSeq names its product heat shock 70 kDa protein 12A-like. Gene Ontology annotation, molecular function: ATP-dependent protein folding chaperone; ATP binding. The transcript is spliced from 4 exons. NCBI's taxonomy places the organism in Eukaryota, Metazoa, Chordata, Leptocardii, Amphioxiformes, Branchiostomatidae. The record is from RefSeq and is a predicted model, not a curated record. The coding region runs from base 1 to 1740 and encodes 579 amino acids.